Messenger RNA from Arvicola amphibius (Eurasian water vole), 5193 nucleotides. It is a transcript of the gene Unc5c, whose product is annotated as unc-5 netrin receptor C. NCBI's taxonomy places the organism in Eukaryota, Metazoa, Chordata, Mammalia, Rodentia, Cricetidae. Gene Ontology annotation, biological process: netrin-activated signaling pathway. The transcript is spliced from 17 exons. The record is from RefSeq and is a predicted model, not a curated record. Gene Ontology annotation, molecular function: netrin receptor activity; protein binding. Gene Ontology annotation, cellular component: membrane. Bases 358 to 3210 code for a protein of 950 amino acids.
CCCGCGGGCGCGGGGACCAGAGAGCAGCGCCCGCUCCGCUGGCGGUGGAACUGCGGGAGCGGCUGUGUUGGCCGCGCUGCGCCUCACUGCAUUUCCCGAGUGGGGGCAGAGCACUCGCAGGCGGGAGACGUCAGUGGCUAGGCGCAGAGGACGAGGGACCUUCAAACUCCUCCUCGGAGGCUCUUCUCCACCCCCUUUGGCCCCUGCCCUUGGAGAAAGUGGAGUGUGGCGCUCGGGCUGCUGUUAUUUCUCAGGACUGCCUGGCGGUGGCCGGAUUCAGCCUCCUGCCUGGCGGGGCUCUCUGCUGUUCGCGCGUCUCUUGGUGGCGUUCCCCUUCCCCGCACACCUCUGCCGACGAUGAGGAAAGGUCUGCGGGCUACAGCGGCCCGCUGUGGACUGGGACUAGGAUACUUGCUGCAGAUGCUUGUGUUACCUGCCCUGGCCCUGCUCAGCGCCAGCGGCACCGGUUCGGCCGCUCAAGAUGAUGACUUCUUUCAUGAACUACCAGAAACCUUUCCAUCUGACCCACCUGAGCCAUUGCCACACUUCCUCAUUGAGCCUGAAGAAGCUUACAUUGUGAAGAAUAAGCCCGUGAACCUGUACUGUAAAGCAAGCCCUGCCACCCAGAUCUAUUUCAAGUGUAACAGUGAGUGGGUUCACCAGAAGGACCACGUAGUGGAUGAGAGAGUAGACGAAACCUCCGGUCUCAUUGUGAGGGAAGUGAGCAUUGAGAUUUCACGCCAGCAAGUAGAGGAACUGUUUGGGCCCGAAGAUUACUGGUGCCAGUGUGUGGCCUGGAGUUCAGCAGGCACUACGAAGAGUCGGAAGGCAUAUGUGCGCAUUGCCUAUCUACGGAAGACAUUUGAGCAGGAACCCUUGGGAAAGGAAGUGUCUCUGGAACAGGAAGUCUUACUCCAGUGUCGGCCACCUGAAGGGAUCCCAGUGGCUGAGGUGGAGUGGCUAAAGAACGAAGAUAUCAUUGAUCCUGAAGAAGAUCGGAAUUUUUAUAUUACUAUCGAUCACAACCUGAUCAUCAAGCAGGCCCGGCUCUCAGAUACAGCAAAUUAUACAUGUGUUGCCAAAAAUAUUGUUGCCAAGAGGAAAAGCACCACAGCCACUGUCAUCGUGUAUGUUAACGGUGGCUGGUCUACUUGGACAGAAUGGUCUGUGUGUAACAGCCGUUGUGGACGAGGAUAUCAGAAACGUACGAGAACCUGCACCAACCCAGCCCCACUCAAUGGUGGGGCCUUCUGUGAAGGGCAGAGUGUGCAGAAAUUAGCAUGCACUACAUUGUGCCCAGUGGAUGGCAGGUGGACAUCGUGGAGCAAAUGGUCAACCUGUGGGACUGAAUGUACCCACUGGCGCAGGAGAGAGUGUACAGCACCCGCACCCAAGAACGGGGGCAAAGACUGUGAUGGCCUGGUCCUGCAAUCCAAGAACUGCACUGACGGGCUGUGCAUGCAGGGAUUCAUUUACCCCAUUUCAACUGAACACAGAACCCAGAAUGAAUAUGGAUUUUCUUCUGCUCCUGACUCAGAUGAUGUGGCGUUGUACGUUGGGAUCGUGAUAGCUGUCACCGUUUGUCUGGCGAUCACUGUUGUAGUGGCCCUGUUUGUCUACCGGAAGAACCACCGUGACUUUGAGUCUGAUAUCAUUGAUUCCUCAGCACUCAAUGGCGGCUUUCAGCCUGUGAACAUCAAGGCUGCCAGACAAGAUCUCCUGGCAGUCCCCCCGGACCUCACCUCAGCUGCAGCCAUGUACAGGGGGCCUGUCUAUGCUCUGCACGAUGUCUCAGACAAAAUACCCAUGACCAAUUCUCCAAUUCUGGACCCACUGCCCAACUUGAAAAUCAAAGUGUAUAACACCUCGGGUGCCGUCACUCCUCAGGAUGACCUCUCUGAGUUCACAUCCAAGCUGUCGCCCCAGAUGACCCAAUCCUUGCUAGAGAAUGAGGCUCUUAACCUGAAGAAUCAGAGUCUCGCGAGACAGACUGACCCAUCCUGCACAGCGUUUGGCACCUUCAACUCACUUGGGGGUCACCUCAUCAUUCCUAACUCAGGAGUAAGCUUGCUGAUUCCCGCUGGGGCCAUUCCCCAAGGGAGAGUCUACGAAAUGUAUGUAACUGUACACAGGAAAGAAAAUAUGAGGCCCCCCAUGGAAGACUCUCAGACCCUACUGACCCCUGUGGUGAGCUGUGGGCCUUCUGGAGCUCUGCUGACCCGCCCCGUCAUCCUCACUCUGCAUCACUGUGCAGACCCCAACACUGAAGACUGGAAGAUCCAGCUCAAGAACCAGGCAGUGCAGGGGCAAUGGGAGGACGUGGUGGUGGUGGGAGAGGAAAACUUCACAACGCCCUGUUACAUUCAGCUGGAUGCAGAGGCUUGCCACAUCCUCACAGAGAACCUCAGCACAUAUGCCCUGGUUGGGCAGUCCACCACCAAAGCAGCAGCCAAGCGCCUGAAACUGGCCAUCUUUGGCCCCCUCUGCUGUUCUUCCCUGGAGUACAGCAUUAGAGUUUACUGUCUGGAUGACACACAGGAUGCGCUAAAGGAAGUUCUACAGUUGGAGAGGCAGAUGGGAGGACAGCUCCUAGAAGAACCCAAGGCUCUUCAUUUUAAAGGCAGCAUCCACAACCUGCGCCUGUCGAUUCAUGACAUCGCCCAUUCCCUAUGGAAGAGCAAACUGCUGGCUAAGUAUCAGGAAAUUCCAUUUUACCACAUCUGGAGUGGCUCACAAAGAAACCUCCACUGCACCUUCACCCUGGAAAGACUCAGCCUGAACACAGUGGAGCUGGUUUGCAAACUCUGUGUGAGGCAGGUGGAAGGAGAAGGGCAGAUCUUCCAGCUCAACUGCACUGUGUCAGAGGAACCUACUGGCAUCGAUCUGCCGCUGCUGGAUCCUGCAAGCACCAUCACCACUGUCACAGGACCAAGUGCUUUCAGCAUCCCUCUCCCUAUCCGGCAGAAGCUGUGCAGCAGCCUGGAUGCCCCCCAGACAAGAGGCCAUGACUGGAGGAUGCUGGCCCACAAACUCAACCUGGACAGGUACCUGAAUUACUUUGCCACCAAAUCAAGCCCAACUGGUGUGAUCCUGGAUCUCUGGGAAGCGCAAAACUUCCCAGAUGGAAACCUGAGCAUGCUGGCAGCUGUUCUGGAAGAAAUGGGAAGACAUGAAACAGUAGUGUCCUUAGCAGCAGAAGGGCAGUAUUGACCGGCCAUACUGGAAUUGAGGGACAAAAUUACACACAGGGAGUCUGUGUCCAGGGGAACCACAACUGAGGAGGAAAUCCAGAUGGGACCAAGGCACUUCUCAGGCAAGAUGACAGCAGGAAAGAAAGGUGGGGGACAGACACAACCACCAAGGUACACGCCCACUUCAUUCGGACAGCACCACCACAGGAGUUAAGAAAAAUUGUGUAAAUUUGUACCUUGAAUUUAGAAGUCAAUCUAAUUUUCUCUUCGUUGGGCUGUAUGCUGUAUGGUACAGGAUCUUACAGUUUCCUAGGAAACGCUUUUUAUUGCUAUCCAGAUGUAUGGAUAAACUUUCUUAACAAACCCAGUUUCUACAAACGUUGUUUACAUCAAACUGGACAGGGAUGCAGACACUGUCCAUGGCUUGUUCUAUUUUUGUUCCAAUCAUUUGAAGUUGAAGCUGUGGACGGUUUGUUGAGUCUAUUUCAGAUUAGUAAUUUACAGAGAAAUCACAGACUUUUGCUACAAAUCGUGUACACCAAGUGUCUCAGAUAACCCUCCCUUCAGUGUUCUGUUUCUGAAACUUGUCGGACCAGUGUUGGCAUUUGUAUCAGGGAAGUGGAGAAUCUAAAAGGAGAAACGACUAAGAUUCCUUAUGCCAUAAGGUAACCAAAUUGGCUUCCUUUGGGAACAGAGCUGUAGCAUUGCAGGGAAGAGAGUGAUCAUGUUCCUCCACACAAACAUCUGUACCACAUGUGUUUGUAAUAUGCAAUUUCAAGUGUUUUUUUAAAAAAAUAUUAUCAUUAUUAUUGUUGAUUAUAACAAAUAUUCUAGUAAAAAGUUUUUCUUUUGUUUUAGUUAGGAGUACUGUUAGUAUUUGGUAUUGACUAGACCUGUCUCCUUUUCUUGCUUAAAGAGGUGGGCAUGGUCACCAAGUUAGUUCAAUAGGCUUUGCUUCCUUGACCUUUGAUACAGAGACUAAAAUGUUCGCUGUCUGUCUGCUUUUGCAGCAUGUUCAGGCAGUCUUUCCAUUCUGAAUCUUAUGAUUAGGAGGGUUCUCUAUGUAAAGCUCAUUUAAUCUUGUGGCUGUCUAAUAUCUGAGAGACAGUGUGGUUUGUGGGCAAUAGUUUCUGAACUAGGAAUCAGGAAACCAAUUAUCAUUCUGGAGUUGGUCACUGUCUUGACUGUGUGACCUUGGGGAAAACAUUAGAACUCACUGUAGCUCAUUAUUUAACUGUAAACCAUGGGGUGAGAUCUGAUCAUCUCAAGAUUCCAGAGUGCUAAACUCUCAUUGUGAUGUCAUCACUCUUGUUCAUCAGUUGGAAGAUUAUUAGAAAUUCUGGCCUGGACCAUUCAUUCCCCCCAGACUUUUUCUGGAAUAUAUUGCAUCUUUCAGAUAGUAUUGACCUGAGAGGGUAUUACUUCAACCUGCAUUUAUUUGGUUCUUUGUAUCAUGGUUGCAUGUUGCUGUUCACUGAGAGAUGGCAUCCUUUUAUUAUCAUUGUCUUGUCCUCUGGAGGGAGGAGGGCUACACCCAGCCUUCCAAAUAGUUGUGAAUCUUCUUCACUCAUUUAUUGAUCUCUGGAUCUCAAGACCAUUUCUACAAAGCACCCAUGCAGCUGAAGGAAUCGGUAUAGUUUCUCUUCCAUCAUUAGUCUUUAAUAAUAUUCAGUUGUAUUUGCAGAGUUUAAUUAGCUCUUUUAUCCUCAAAAAGUUAGUUUUAAAAGCUAUGAGUUUUCCUUGGAACCAUCAUGAACUUCAUUCAGCAGAUGGAGAAUGAAAACUUAGCAGCCCCAGUCACAGUUAGCCAAACAGGGAGUGCCCAUGUCCUUAAACCAGAGCCUUCAAAACAUGGCUGUGGCUUGCUUUGGGGCUGGAAGUAUCUAGUAUGCAGAAUGGAUUCCAGUUAGAACUCAUUUUGCCAAUUUCCUCUCCUAUUUCUGUUACUUCUUGAUAUUCUCUGAUGCUGCCAUCUAGGUCAUUAAAGAACUGUGGAUAUGGU